AUGAUCAAACUGAGGUGCCCCAACCCCAGGAAGCUCUUCAGGAGGAGCUCCUCUAAGAUCAGCAGGUCUAGUAGCAGCAGCAGCAGCAGCAACAGCGACAACGGCAGCGAUGCCUCUGGUGGUAUCCGGGACGGCGGUGGCAGCGGGGAGAUCGAGUGGGAGGUGCACCCGGGGGGCAUGCUGGUGCAGAGGAGGGAGUGUAGGGGGGACGUCGAGGUCAUCACCGUCAGGGUGGCCACCGGCUACUCCUGGCACGAGGUCUCCAUUGGAGCUACCUGCACUUUUGGUGAGCUGAAGGUGGCAGUGUCCAUGGUGACGGGGCUGGAGCCAAGGGAGCAGAGGCUGCUGUUCAGGGGCAAGGAGAGGGAGGACAGCGACCACCUCCACAUGGUUGGGGUGAGGGACAACGACAAGGUGCUGCUCCUUGAGGACCCUGCCCUCAAGGACAUCAAGCUCCGGGCCGCGCUCGCGGCCCAGGGCGUGCAAAGCCCGUAUCAGACAUUUAUCAAGGUGUAGGCUGGCCCGCCUCACCCACCUCGCUAACAGUUAGGGUA
Messenger RNA from Triticum urartu, 554 nucleotides. Its product is annotated as BAG family molecular chaperone regulator 3-like. Gene Ontology annotation, molecular function: protein binding. NCBI's taxonomy places the organism in Eukaryota, Viridiplantae, Streptophyta, Magnoliopsida, Poales, Poaceae. The record is from RefSeq and is a predicted model, not a curated record.